AUCCAGUUAAAAAAACGUUUGAUAUUGAAUUUGAAAAUCUGGGAUUAGUUCUGCCGUCUGGUAUUGAAAUUAUGAAGGGAGUUACGGGAAAACUUUCACAUGGAAGAACAUGUGCAAUUAUGGGACCAUCUGGUGCGGGUAAAACUACUUUUGUGUCACUUUUGACCGGCAAGGCAAAGCGAACAAGCGGCACAGUAAAAGUAAAUGGCGUAGUUGAACCACUGGAGAAAUAUCGAAAACUUAUUGGUUUCGUACCUCAAGAGGAUGUGAUGCUUCGCGAAUUAACUGUACGCGACAUAUUAGUGCAUUCCGCAUUAAUGAGGUUACCAAAUGAUAUGGAUAGAGCAGUAAAGAAGCAAAAAGUCAUUGAAGUGAUUCAAUUUUUAGAACUGAGUCAUGUGAUGGAAUCGAUAAUCGGAAACGAAGAACAACGUGGUAUUUCUGGUGGUCAACGCAAACGUGUAAACAUUGGAAUGGAAUUAGUUGCUGAGCCAUCCGUGCUUUUUUUGGAUGAGCCAACUUCAGGAUUGGAUUCAGCUACAGCACUUGAAGUAUGUAAUUUGUUGAAAACGAUUGCACAUAGUCAAGGAUUAACAGUAGCCGCGGUUAUUCAUUCACCAUCUCCACAAGCCUUUAAAACAUUUGAUGACUUUUUAUUAUUGGGCAAAGGGGGAAGGAUUGUAUAUUUUGGACCGACAAAUGAAGCAUUGAAAUAUUUUGAGAGUCUUGGUUUCCGUUGUCCAGAAGAAGAAAACCCAGCUGAUUUUAUGUUGGAAGUGGCAGCUGGAAAAGUCAAGCCAGUUGAUCGACAAGACAUUACAGUUCCUGAUUUAUUUGAAGCAUGGGAGAGAUAUUGUGAAGCAGGAAAGGCAACAUUUACACAUGAUACAAAACUUGGGAUCCCUGAUGAUGAGCCCACUCAUCGCAACUGUUUUAGACUACUUUAUUCUGAAAUCUGUUUACCAUUUAUUCACGUAAUUCAAGAUAUUUGUGUAUAUACAGUAGAUGUAUCCAUGGAGUUUUACUCGUUCCUUGAACGUACAUUUUGCUUUUGUCGACGAGAUCCAAUUCGAGAAACACCCAAUGUAUUUGUUGCAUUUAUAUUGUUAUUUAAAAGAGCUUGUUUACAACUUUAUAGAAACAUAGUACAAUUUUUGUUGGAUCAACUAUUACAUCUUGGAUGCGGAAUUUUUAUUUCUUUGGCAGUUAGCAAUCUAACAUACAUUUGGAAGCCACCUAAAGAGGUAUGCGAGAUUACGCCAUUUAUUCUUAUACCUAUUUGUUUGCAAGCUAAGGAUACACUUCAGAACGUUGGAGUAUUCAUGUCACUCGGAGUGACAUUUGCGGGGAUUAGUGCUGGAGGCUCAACAUUUGGAUAUGAAAAAGUAGUUUAUUGGCGAGACACAUCAGCAGGAAUGCAUACAAUUCCAUAUUUGCUAGCAAAAAUAGUUGCAGAUAUUCCUCGAUUAAUCAUUGCAGCACUUAUGUUUUCAUUAGCAUUUAUUAUUUUUUAUCCGUUUAGGGCCGAACUUUGGCAAAUUUAUAUUAUUGUUUUGUUUUUGUAUGUCGCAGCGUGGGCGAUGGGGUAUUUUGUAUCAGGGUUGGUUUCAAAGGAGAAACUUAGUUUGGUUGGAACAGGGUUUGCUCUCGCUUGGGGUAUGGUAUUGAGUGGUGCAACACCUAAGUUGGAAGAUGUUGAGUCAGGUGGUACAUUUACCUAUAUAGGAUGGUUAUGGGAUGUUUCAGCACAAAGGUGGGCAGUUGAAGCAUUAUAUCUUAAAGAAUUAGCGCCUAGAAUGUAA
This is a messenger RNA of Racocetra persica, 1802 nucleotides long. Lineage: Eukaryota; Fungi; Glomeromycota; Glomeromycetes; Diversisporales; Gigasporaceae. The record is from the annotation of a GenBank genome assembly.